AUGCUUUUGAAGUUGAAGCUGCCGCCCGUUGAGCCACUGGCAAGACUUCGGUCUCACAGUGUGCUUGUUCAGAGAUGGCUGAUCCUAACAACUGAUGCAUGUGCGGCUUGGUUCAAUGAGUGGCCGGACUCAAAUUUUGUGUAUGGGCUUUCUGCCUGUCGCAAUCUUGCGAUGGCGCACUUCAGUGACUGUGGCAAGCAUUGCUCCCAUGCAUACUGCAAUCAGCAGGACUUGCUCCCUUUCGAGUGCGACGCCUGUGGCAAAGCCUACUGCUCACAGCAUUUCAGCUAUGCAGCGCAUGAUUGCCCCAAGGGGCGAGCGGCCACAGACCGUCGUGUGAUCGUGUGCCCACUUUGCGCUGCGUCAGUUCCUUUGGCACAUGGCGAGGACGAGAACGAGGUUUGGGAAAGGCAUGCCACCAGCGGAAACUGCAUUCCCAAAGAGGCAGCCAAGCCGAAUCGGUGCCCGGUCAAGGGUUGCAAAGAGAAGCUAACCUUCUCAAACUCGUGUAACUGCGGCACCUGCGGCGUGAAAGUAUGCUUGAAGCAUCGUUUCGAAGAUCAGCAUGACUGCCGCCCUCGCCCAACCCCGAAGCGGAAUGGCAACGACCUGCUGCGGCAGUUCGCACAGCUUGUGAAAGUGAGCUGA
Messenger RNA from Symbiodinium necroappetens, 648 nucleotides. The record is from the annotation of a GenBank genome assembly. NCBI's taxonomy places the organism in Eukaryota, Dinophyceae, Suessiales, Symbiodiniaceae.